GGUACUUAAAGUACUCAGUCUUGAGUGAUAUGUACUAUAGUUGCGUGUGUAUUUGUUUAUUGUAGAUAAUUAGGUGUGUCUGUGUACGAAUAGAUGUAACACUCGUAGGUAGUUUAGCUUAACAGAUUCAUGUAUAGGUACACGAACUUGAACGUUAAAUUGCCUAUCAUUAUUCAUUAAGUUAUGUUUCGCAAUAUCCACAUGCAUUAGGUAUACCGAGGUAUUUAUAUUUGUGAAAACAAAUCAACGAAAUGAAAAAGCACUCGAAUGUUGAACUUGACAUUUUUCAGAAAUUUUGUCUAAUAAUUUUGAUUCUCUCGAUUUUCAACCGGCCGACCGACGGAGCUAAAAUUCUAGGAGUAUUCGCCUACCCAGCCAAGAGUCAUUUUACUUUCGAUAGCGCUAUUUUAAAAAGUCUCGCAAAUGCUGGGCAUGAGAUAACCGUGAUUACGUCAUUUCCUGCUGAUAUUGCCGGUGAAAAUUACACGGUGAUUGAUACAUCGAAUGAAUUUUCCAUCCAAGUAGCAAACACAUCGUAUGAUGAGUUUAGGAAAUGGAGUUCUUAUUCUCUUUUACCUUCGGGAUUUAGUCACGAGAUGCCCUUAUGUGGGAAACUUUGGAGAAGGAAGGAAAUUCAAGAUAUGAUGAAUUCAAAGGAAAAAUUAUUCGACGUGAUCUUCGUCGAAAUUUUCUACCUGUAUAAAUGUUUAGUACCAAUGGCUCAUAAAAUGAAAAUCCCAGUAAUAGGAACGAUGACUUACAAAUCAUGGCUAACAGCUGAUAUCGCUUCCAACAAUCCCUGCCAUCCUGCUUAUUUUCCUUACGAAAAUAGCCUAUCCUUCGAUCAAAAUAGUUUUUAUGAUCGUUCUCUAAAUGUCUGGAACCAUAUCUCGGUGUAUUUAUUUUGGUAUUUUCGUGCAAUUCCUUUUUUAAAUCAAUUCCAUAAGGAUAAUUUCCAACAAAUCAUACCGUAUUCGGACUACAUAAAGAUGGAACCUUCUGUGAUAUUUUAUAAUUCUCAUCAUACCUUUGUGAGCAGACCGCUGAAUCCUAAUGUCAUCGAAGUGGGAGGAAUUCAUAUUAAACCAGCCAAACCACUUCCUAAGAAUAUUAAGAAAUUCGUCGAAGAUGCACCAAACGGAGUAAUCUUGUUUACUUUUGGUUCUCUGGUUAAAAUGUCUUCUCUAUCCAAAGAAAUAAUAAAUAUAUUUUUCAAUGCGUUCGCUCAAAUACCACAAAAAGUGAUCAUGAAAUAUGAAACACCUCUGGAGAAUGUGCCUAAAAAUGUAAUGGUAUUUGAUUGGUUGCCUCAGAGGGAUCUGCUAGAACAUGAGAACGUAAUUGCAUUUAUUAGUCAUUGUGGUCAAGGAGGAGUAUAUGAAGCGAUAUACACAGCUACACCAAUAGUUGCACUCCCCUUAAUAUUUGAUCAACUCACAAGUGCCAUGUAUUUGGAACGUUUGGGGGUUGCUGUGAAUUUGGAUAUAGAUUUCUUAACCACUGGUACCCUCUUGAAGGCUUUGGAUUCCAUUGUUAAUGAUACAAGGUAUCAAGAAAAUAUGCAGAAGUUAUCAUAUGCUUUCAAAGAUCGGCCAUUAACGCCGCAACAAAGCGUAGUUUAUUGGACAGAUUAUGUCAUAAGACAUAAUGGAGCUCACCAUUUGAAACCUGCGUCGAGCGAAUUGAACUUGUUGCAGUAUCUUUUAUUAGACGUUAUUAUUUCUUUUUUAGUAUUCUUGAUUGUUGUUUUGUAUUUUGUAUAUUUUAUUUUAAAAUUUUUAUAUCGUUUUGUAUUUAACUUUAUAAGAAGCUCUCGUGGAUUUCAAACGAAAAAAGAUCUGUGAAAUAUUCUGACCACAAUUUUGAGGUUUUUGAAGUCGUUUGCUUGAGAUCUGGAAAAUAAUUGUCAUAAAUUUCAAUUGCAGUGUAAAAAUAAUCAUGGUGUUAAGCUAGAUGAAUGAACAUUUUAUUUUUCAGCAUAUAAAUCAUUAGGUUGAUUAUUUUACAAGUUGUGUGUGCAUAUUUUUGGCAUUUUUUUUCAAUCGUUUGUAUGCUGACAUUAAAUUGACAAUUCAAACACAAGAAAUAAAAAAAUCUGUAUGUAUUUUCAA
Planococcus citri (citrus mealybug) is the source of this 2111-nucleotide messenger RNA. Its product is annotated as UDP-glucosyltransferase 2-like. The transcript is spliced from 6 exons. Bases 252 to 1844 code for a protein of 530 amino acids. The record is from RefSeq and is a predicted model, not a curated record. NCBI's taxonomy places the organism in Eukaryota, Metazoa, Arthropoda, Insecta, Hemiptera, Pseudococcidae. Gene Ontology annotation, molecular function: UDP-glycosyltransferase activity.